This is a messenger RNA of Daphnia carinata, 1634 nucleotides long. Its product is annotated as lysosome membrane protein 2-like. The transcript is spliced from 11 exons. Gene Ontology annotation, cellular component: membrane; cytoplasm. The record is from RefSeq and is a predicted model, not a curated record. The coding region runs from base 105 to 1553 and encodes 482 amino acids. Gene Ontology annotation, molecular function: scavenger receptor activity. NCBI's taxonomy places the organism in Eukaryota, Metazoa, Arthropoda, Branchiopoda, Diplostraca, Daphniidae.
GGUUUUUCCACACAAGUAGGCAGAACUGUCUGAGGGCAUCUGGAGCGCAGUUUUGUUUUCGAAUUGCAAACGAUUUUCUAUUGCCUAUUUACAUAGACGCGAAAAUGGUGUCAGGUAUAGUGAAAACGGGCAUUGUCGCCGCUGUGGGUGUCGUUGUCAUCGUACUGUCAUCAACUUUGGGCUGGAUUCUUGUUCCAGAUAUCGCCACUUCGGAAGCAAUUAUUACGGCAGAUAAUGAAGCCGUUUUCGCCGCUUGGUCGAGUCCUCCUGUUCCCGUCUACAUCGAAUUUUUCCUGUUUAACUGCACCAACUGCGAAGACCCUACCGAUCCAGAUGUCGUCCUACAUCUUGAUCAAUUGGGACCGUUUUCGUUUACUGAAGGUCGCAUAAAAUACGGAGUUAUCGAAGAAAAUGGCCUGUUGACUUACAGAGAAAACAUCACUUACUUUCACACACCUGGUGUUGGCGAGCUAGGGUUAGACGUGCAUGUCGUCACAGUUAACCCUGUCUAUUUUACAUUGGCUUCGCUAAUUUCUGAUCUGCCAUCGGCAAACCUCGCUGCUCAACUUUCUACCAUAAUGCAUAACAAAUUGGAUGAGGUAGAUGAACAACCAUUUAUGACGCGAACAGUGCGCGAAAUGCUUUUUGAAGGAUGGAGCUUGCAACCUUACAUAGACAUAUUGGAAUCGUUUCAAAACGAAACUGACAUUGAACUUCCACCGCUACCGGAAGAUCCGAGAUUCGGUUUUUUCUACGGGCGAAACGGAACCAAUUUGGGAGAGUUUACAAUUGAGUCGGGAGCGAACGGACUCGACCAAUUAGGGUUUAUCAGAUCAUGGAACGGAAAAGAAAGUGUGGAUUACUGGAACGACACCUACUGCAACAUGAUUAACGGUACUGACGGAGCCAUUUAUCCGCCUUUAGUGGAUACGAGCGAAAAAGUCUACAUUUUCACCCCAGAUCUUUGCCGGUCGGUGUACGCCACAUACGAGAGAGAUGUUACAACUGAGGGGAUUAUUGGCAAGCGAUUCACGGUGCCUGAGGUCGUGUUCAACACUUAUGAUCCGGAAAAUCUCUGUUACUGUCCCGAUUAUAAAAUAGAUCCCGACCUUUGCUUUAGUAUUGGCAUCUUAGAUAUGCGGCCUUGCCUUUUCGGAGCUCCGGUUUUGCUGUCAACUCCUCACUUUUUCAUGGCCGAUGAGAAAUACGUCAAAGCUUUCACUGGAUUAGCACCAAACAAGGAGUGGCACGAGACCCACUUUGAUUUAGAACCUUUAUUAGGUGUGCCCAUUUUCGCUUCGAAAAGGCUUCAACUCAACGUAGAUGUCCGAAAAUACAAAGUACCUCCUCGGUUAUUAAACAUCACGGAUACUGUUUUCCCUAUCCUUUGGAUUAAUGAGACUGCUAAACUGGACCAAGCGAGCGCCCAAGACGUCAACAAGGCAGUUAACGUGAUUGACGCACUAAAUAUAAGUCGGUGGUGCUUCCUGGGUGCUGGAAUCGCUUUAGUUAUAGCUGGCUUCGUUAUGCUCGUUAUUUAUUUUCCGCGAUAGGACGGUAAAUGUGGCAAUCUGGGAACGCAACACGAAGAACAGUACAUAAAUUUAAAGAACCAGAAAUCGUGUAGUUUGAUG